AUGAACAGCAAGCACUCUCACUCCGACGUUGAAGUUAGGAAGGCCAAUGCUUCUAAUACUGCCAUCGAUGAAGAAUCGCCGCUUCUUGCUCACACCCAGGCAAGGUCGACCCUUACCCAACACUCUCACGAUACCGAGACUGCACCCACCGACGAAGGGCCUUCCACUAGAUAUCUUGCCAUUGUUUUCGGCAGUGUGUUUAUCGGUGUCUUUCUCGCUGCACUCGACACUACCAUAGUCGCCACUCUUUCGGUGCCCAUAUCCGACUGCUUCGGCUCACUGAACCUUGUGUCAUGGCUCGGAUCAUCCUACCUCAUUGCAAAUGCAGCUUGCCAGCCGCUGUCGGGGCGGUUAACCGACAUUUUCUCGCGCCGCUCCGGACUACUCGUGUGCAACAUACUCUUCGGCAUCGGAACUCUAGCGUGUGGUCUUGCCACAUCCAAAUGGGUACUCCUUGCUGGCCGUAUUGUGGCAGGAACGGGUGGCGGUGGGCUGAAUGCUAUUGUGGCAUUUUUGGCUAGCGACUUUGUACCUCUCCGAAAACGAGGAGUUAUUCAAGGCUUCGUCCACAUCUGCUACGGUGUUGGCGCUGGCCUUGGAGGCUUGUUUGGUGGCUGGCUGAACGACUUAUGGGGUUGGAGAGCUGCUUUUCUCAGCCGUGUGCCACUGAUUGUCCUCUCUACCAUACUCGUCUUCUUCACCCUCAGAAAUGCCCCAUCUAAGCAAAAAGACACUGACAAAUCGAAGCUGUCGAGAGUGGAUUUCUUAGGAGCUUUCACUCUGUCUUUGACUCUGGUUCUCCUACUACUGGCUCUUAAUUCCGGUGGUAACAUUGUGCCAUGGAACCACCCACUUGUUUUUGUUUCCGCCUCAUUAUCGAUUGUGGCUGCAGUCUCGUUCACCUUUGUUGAGACAAGAUGGGCUGAGGAGCCUAUCAUUCCGAUGCAUCUACUCCGGAACCGAUCGGUUCUGUCCGCCUGCAUGAUGAACUGCCUCGUAACCAUGAUUCUAUUUAUGGCUACUUUCUACGUCCCGAUAUUCUUCCAGGUCAAUGGCCUUUCUACCUCGGCUUCCGGGUUGCGGCUGGUGCCGCAGAGCAUCGGGACUUCAGUCAGCUCUCUUGCCUGCGGCUUCAUCGUGAAACGUACGGGGAAAUACAGGACCUUGGGUCUGGUGGUGAUUGCGUCCUCUGCUUUCGGCUUCAUCGGGCUGAGCACUAUGACUGUUGAGACCUCCACGAUUCUAACACUUGUGUAUAUUCUACUCGUUGGAGUGGGCUACGGCGGCAUGAUGUCCAUCUCGGUCAUUGCCACGGUCGCAGCCGUGUCACCCGAUGAGCAAGCUGUUGCCACCUCGGCUAUCUAUGCUUUCCGAUCAACGGGGUCCACGGUUGGUGUUACUAUUGCAUCAGUUAUAUACCAGCACCUGCUCCAACAGGGUCUCCACCAACGAUUCGACACCGAGAGGGGAUCCUCGGAGGUAAUAGAACGUAUUCUCAAAUCACUGGAUGAGCUAAAGCAUCUUCCUGAAGGAUGGGAUAAAGGUGUUUAUGAGGCCUAUGCUGUGGCACUACGAGGAGUAUUUGUGAGCGGUCUAGGCCUGGCGGUUCUUGGGUUGGUCGCUACAAGUCUUCUGAAAGAGCAUCGCCUGCAUCAUACCUUGUCUCGGGCAGACCAUGAUUGA
Molecule: messenger RNA, 1683 nt
Organism: Fusarium sp. VM40
Lineage: Eukaryota; Fungi; Ascomycota; Sordariomycetes; Hypocreales; Nectriaceae
Source: the annotation of a GenBank genome assembly